Molecule: messenger RNA, 317 nt
Organism: Notothenia coriiceps (black rockcod)
Lineage: Eukaryota; Metazoa; Chordata; Actinopteri; Perciformes; Nototheniidae
Product: striatin-interacting protein 1-like
Exons: 2
Biological process (GO): cytoskeleton organization
Cellular component (GO): cytosol
Source: RefSeq, a predicted model, not a curated record
GUUCACCUUUGUACAACGGAGAGCCCUUUGCCCUGCUCCUCUUCACCAUGGUGACCAAGUUCUGCAGCAUGAACGCCCCACACUUCCCCAUGAAGAAAGUACUACUGCUGCUCUGGAAGACAAUACUGUUCACCUUGGGGGGUUUCGAGGAGCUCCAGGGGAUGAAGGUGAGGGGCCGGGAGCGUCUGAACCUGGCCCCGCUGCCGGAGGACAGCAUCAAGGUGGUGAGGGCCAUGAGAGCUGCCUCCCCCCCCGCCUCUGCCAUGGAGCUCAUCGAACAACAGCAGCAGCAGAAGAGAGGCCGUCGCAGCCGCAGG